This is a messenger RNA of Mirounga angustirostris (Northern elephant seal), 4159 nucleotides long. Its product is annotated as zinc finger protein OZF-like. Gene Ontology annotation, biological process: regulation of transcription by RNA polymerase II. Gene Ontology annotation, cellular component: nucleus. The record is from RefSeq and is a predicted model, not a curated record. Gene Ontology annotation, molecular function: RNA polymerase II cis-regulatory region sequence-specific DNA binding; DNA-binding transcription factor activity, RNA polymerase II-specific. The coding region runs from base 1158 to 2636 and encodes 492 amino acids. Lineage: Eukaryota; Metazoa; Chordata; Mammalia; Carnivora; Phocidae. The transcript is spliced from 6 exons.
CGGCUGCGCAUGUGAGGCGGGACUUCCGGCGGCGUCCUCGAGGUGUUGGGCGUCUUGGCGUUCUCGGCCAGUUUGGCUGGCGUAGGGUCUGGGGAUGUCCGGGUUGGUUGGACGCGGAUGGGAAGUUUCAGAAGAGGCGUCGUCCCCGCCCGGGCGCCCGCCGCUCCCUGCCCCGCUCUUCCCACCGGUCGGAGGCGGAGGCCGCGCCGGUGAAGCCGGCUGAGGUUGCAUGGAGCCCAGGAUGAGGAGGCCCCUUCAGAGCAAGAUGUUUCUGUAGGAGGGUCACAGGUCAGGACCCCAAAGCCAGGCGCAUCCAUCCAGAAGUCCCAGCCCUGUGAGACGUGUAGCUUGCUCUUGAAAGACCUUUUGCACUUGGCUGAGCAUGAUGGAACACACCCUGAGCGAGGCUUGCACACUUGUGGGGGAAAGCAUUUCCAGCACCAAAAGCAUCAAAUUAGAGAGAAACUUUUCAGAAGUGAUGAGGGGAGGCCUUCAUUUGGACCACUGUUUAUAUGGCAGAGAAGACCUUGGUGUGGAGGGAGGGUGGAGAGGACUUCACAGUCUUUCUCCCCAUCCCCCACCCUCCCACCCCGCCCAGCCACUUUCCGUGGGUUGAAGCCACACAGGGACACCGAGUGGAGAAGCUUUUGAAAGUGGACCAAACGGUUCACAGACUACGUUCCAUGGAAAUCUGGGUGUGACCCCAGAAGCUGGAGCCCCGCCCCUUCCUCAAAGCCUGCAGCCAUCCCCGCCCAGCGCCUUUCUUGGUGUGGCUGGGCAGUUCCUGAGGUCAGGAAUGGAGACCGUCGUGGACCCUCUGGCUCCCUCAGAACUACAUUACCCGGAAGGCAGUGCGCCGCGCGUCCGCUGUACUGGGCGAAUGAGGGCUCAGGAGAGGCACUUCCGUCCCAAGGACGGCAUCUGGGCGGGCCUUCCGGCGUUGGCCUCCAGCGACAUCUUGUGAAGUUGGUUCCCUCCCGCGGUCGGAAGCUUUGGCUUGCUGGGCCUGCCUGAGGUAGCGGGAGGAGAGACCCGCUGCGCCGGCUGCUCCGAGAUUCGACAUCGCUGCCGCCGGGGCUGAAGACUGCGGUGCCGCGCUCGUCCCCGCAGCUGCCGUGGUGAUACCAGUUCAGGUUCUGCUUUCAGCAGAAGCACUUAUGGACCCUGCACCGGGUUCUGUGACCUUUGAGGAAGUGGCUGUGUACUUCUCCCAGGAGGAAUGGAGGCUUCUUAACGAGGCUCAGAGACAACUGUACCGUGAUGUGAUGCUGGAGGUCUUUGCACUUGUUGCGUCGCUGGGUUGUGGGCGUGGAACAGAGGAUGAGGCAGCACCUUCUGAGCAGAACGUUUCUGUAGGACGGUCACAGAUAAAUUCUACCAAGAAGGCCUACACCCAGGAACGUGGCCUGGACUCAGAAGGUGAUUUGCAUUCACCUUCUGAGUGCCUGGGAACAAACCCUGGCCAGAAACUGUGUGGGACACAGGGGAACGUUCACCAGCAUCAGAAGGAGCACAGUGGAGACAAACCCCUCAGAAGGAACGCAAAGAGCUGUGUAACACACACAUCAAGGAAGCCCUUCCCUGAGAGCUCAGGUCUUCUCCAGCACCAGCUCAUUCACAGCCAGGGGCCACCACCUAAGGACACCAGCUGUGCAGAGCCUUUUCGCAAUGGACAAAAGCACUAUAAGUGCAGCGAAUGCGGGAAAGCCUUCUGUCGCAAAUACAGACUUGCUCAGCAUCAGAGAGUCCACACUGGAGAAAGGCCUUAUGAGUGCAAUGAGUGUGGGAAAACCUUCAGCUACAAACACAUACUUGUUCAGCACCGGAGAGUCCAUACCGGAGAGAGGCCUUAUGAAUGCAGCGAGUGCAGAAAAGCCUUCAGUAACAAACCCACGCUUGUUCGGCACCAGCGAAUUCACACUGGAGAAAGGCCUUAUGAGUGCAGCCACUGUGGGAAAUUCUUUAGCCAAAGCUCCAGCCUUAGUGAACAUCAGAGAAUUCACACUGGGGCACGGCCUUAUAAAUGUAGUGAGUGUGGAAAAUUCUUCACCUCCAACUCCAACCUAAUUAAACACCGGAGAGUGCACACAGGAACAAGGCCUUAUGAAUGCAGUGAAUGUGGGAAAUUCUUUAACCAAAGCCCCAGCCUCAUUAAACACCAGAGAAUUCACACUGGUGAAAAGCCUUAUGAAUGCAGUGAAUGUGGGAAACUCUUUAGCCAAAGCUCCACCCUCAUCAAGCACCAGAGAGUUCACACUGGAGUAAGGCCUUAUAAGUGCAAUGAAUGUGGGAAACUUUUUAGCCAAAGCUUUGGCCUCACUCAACACCAGAGAGUUCAUACUGGAGAAAAACCCUAUGAGUGCAGUGAAUGUGGAGAAUUCUUUAGCCAGAGCACACAACUUACUCAGCACCGAAAAGUUCACACCACAGAAAGCCCUCAUGAGUGCAGCAACUGCGACAAAGUCUUCAGCCAAAGGUCUGCUCUGAUUGACCACCAGAAACUUCACAGCCCAGCUAGACCUUACAAGUGCACUGAAUGUGGGAAAGCCUUCAGCCGCAGGUCUAACCUCAUUCGACACCAGAAAGUGCACACCGGAGAAAGGCCUUACAGUGGAGGUGGAGAUAGCAGGGAAUGAGCCAGGUGUUGAACACAGGAACAUACCACAGAAGCCUAACACCCCCACAUGUCUGAAUACGCAGGUUGUAGGGAGCGAUGUUCUUUCUAACCUGUCCAGGGCCCUUGCCACAUUUGUCACUGCAAGUUUCUCGGUGUCCCAACUUUGUAUGCGUCAGUGGGGAUAGAUCGUAUCAUGGCACAGGCUAGCGGUCACUCUGGUUUUGGCCUAAUUUACAUUGCAGCCCCAAAGCCUCAUAGGAUAGACUACAGGGCAGUGCUUUUUAUGUGACUAAUCUUAUAAUCCAGAUGUUGGGGUUUUCUGUGGGUCUAGAGGUCUCCCUGAGAGGACAGCUGUAAGAAUCCUGUGUUUUUUGAUUCAGCUUCUCUUUUUCACCUUGGAGGUUCACAUAAGGUCCCCAGGUCCCAAGAGAGAGGUUUGGAAGGCUGGUCUCCCUGACUCCAGGCGUCCGGUAGGAACCACAUUCAGUACAAAAACACUGGGGGCAGUAGGCAGUGACGAAAAAAACCGGCAAACUGGAGGGACUGUGGCUUACAGUAAAGGUUCUUGCAGAAAUUCUGAGGCCCUUUAGAGCUUAACUGCUCCUCUUGCCCUCCAGUUAAAGAAAGGUGGGCGAAGGGAGAGUUGAAAACAGAACUAAGAAGUCCAGACCUCCGAAGGCAGUAGUAGGUAUGUGGUUUUUAUGACCAACGGAGACUUGGCUUCCCCAUUUCCUUGAACCUAUGCAGGUGAGUUCCAGUGGAAUUGCUUGCCAGCUAGUACACACAGCAGAGCUCCCACUAUGAAACCUAGGGUCGCCAAAUUCCUACUUUUUCCAAAGAGAGGUGCAGAUCUUUAUGUGAAACCAUUUCUGCUUGGCAUGCAAUAUACUUAAAAUGUACUUUGUAAGGUCACACUUCAGAAUGGGUGUGCACAAAACAAAAAUGCAGCAGCUGGUACACUAAUAAAUUUUAACCAUAAUUAUUUUCAUCUUUUAACUCUGGCCACCCAGGCAAAUACUAUUUUGUGUUCUCUAAAAUUUUACAUCAUUGGAAUCUUAAAGUGGGUACUACUCUUAAAAAGUUGGCUUAAGGGUAUGUAAGUGCAUAAUUAAUACUCUGACAGCAUUGAGUAGUGCGAUUUUUUUUAAUUGCCAAUAUGAUACACUUAUUUGUUCAUCCAUUCACCUAACAAAUGGGUUUUCUGCAGCUUACUGUGAACAUACAAAUCCUCUCAAAAUGGGUUUUGAUACAGCUAGCCGUGCAAUGCCUGAGUCUCUAAAGGGCUGGUGGUUACUCUGGUUCUUCUGUCAUCCUCGCCACUUGAAACAUGGUCACCUUUGUUCCAGUCUUUGUCAUUAGUGGCUUUAAAAGGUGUGUAGUGGUGGGGCGCCUGGGUGGCUUAGUCGUUAAGCGUCUGCCUUCGGCUCAGGUCAUGAUCCCAGGGUCCUGGGAUCGAGCCCCAUGUCGGGUUCUCCACUCUGCAGGAAGCCUGCUUCUCCCUCUCCCACUCCCCCUGCUUGUGUUCCCUCUCUUGCUGUGUCU